Fundulus heteroclitus (mummichog) is the source of this 1820-nucleotide messenger RNA. RefSeq names its product mitochondrial transcription termination factor 3 (gene mterf3). Gene Ontology annotation, biological process: regulation of DNA-templated transcription; mitochondrial ribosome assembly. Gene Ontology annotation, molecular function: double-stranded DNA binding. NCBI's taxonomy places the organism in Eukaryota, Metazoa, Chordata, Actinopteri, Cyprinodontiformes, Fundulidae. The transcript has 8 exons. The record is from RefSeq and is a predicted model, not a curated record. The coding region runs from base 144 to 1409 and encodes 421 amino acids. Gene Ontology annotation, cellular component: mitochondrion.
CGUUGUGGAACAUUCCAGAAUGAGACGUUUAGGUGCAGCUCUUCCGUUAACAUCCACGUGAAAGAAAACACUUGGCAUGGCUUAAGGUUACGAACGGUGAUUAAACGUAAGAGAGAAGCUGGUUUGAAACAGAAAGCGUGACCAUGUCUUCAGCCUGUGCAGCGUUGUGCCGGCGAUGCAGGUGGCUUCUCUCCCCAAAGAGUAGCACUCGUCUGUACAAUGUUCAAGUUCAACGUAGUAUGAAGGUGGACCAAUCUGCCAGAGUCGGUAACGGAUUCUCAUCCAGAGGAAAUCACACGGCAACUCUCACAGGACUGAGCUGGAAACGACAAACAUCCUACCACCACGAUUUCACAACAAAAUAUCUGACGACUGAGGCAAAGGAAAGCACAGAUGAGUUGUCCAGAACUGACGCCACAGAAAACAAACCUGCUCUGAUGCCAGCAGUAGAUGCCUUUACGCUGGGCAAAAGCAAGAAGUCUCCUGACGACUUGGAUGCUGAUGACGAAUGUUCAGCAUUGGAGGAAAUCAGUGAAGAAGAAGCUUUUGGCAUUUCUAUACCUCCUUCUAUUCCUCCAGCCUCAACCUCUCUUCAACAGUAUGUUGACAAGUCGGAGACGCUUACAAAGCUGGUCCAGCUUGGAGUAAGUUUGUGGAAGCUGGAGCGAAGGCCCAAUGUUGGCUCCAUGCUACUUAAGCUGGACUUCAACAGAGACGUAGCACCUCGCCUGUUGUUCCUGAAGGAGAUUGGAGUGGAGGACUCGCGCUUGGGCUACAUCAUCUCUCACAACCCAUUCAUCCUCUCUGAGAAUUUGGAAAACCUGCAGGCCAGGGUGAACUAUCUAAAGUCAAGGAAGUUCAGUUCAGAAACUGUUGCAUCUAUGGUCUCCAGAGCUCCAUAUCUGCUUAACUUCAGCGUGAAGAGGCUGGACAACAGACUGGGCUUUUAUCAGCAGCAGCUGAAACUCAGCUCUGCCAAUACACGGAAUAUCGUUGCUCGUCUCCCCAGAUUAUUGUGCGGCAGCUUGGAGCCUGUGAAAGAAAAUUUGAAGGUGUGUGAAAUGGAGCUUGGCUUUAAGGAAAAUGAGAUCCAGCACAUGGUUGUUGCUGUCCCUAAGGUGUUGACAGCCAAUAAAAAGAAGCUAACCCAGAUCUUUGACUUCCUUCACAACACCAUGAAGGUUCCUCACUAUCUGAUCACAAAGUUUCCACAGGUCCUCAACACAAAGUUCUUGCGUCUCAAAGAGCGCCACCUGUUCCUCGAGUAUCUUGGAAAAGCUCAGUAUGACCCAAACCUGCCUGGCUACGUCUCCCUGGACCGCUUGGUGUCCCUGCCAGAUGAGACGUUUUGCGGGGAGCUGGCUUCGGCCACACUGGAAGAUUUUUAUUUGUUCCAAAAGACACUUUGAUUCAUCUUGAUGGGACGUUUAAAGUGACUCGUCCUCAAAGUCACAAAUUACACUGAAAACAUGCAGUGGAUUCAGGCACAUGUAUGGAUGGAAGAUGUUUUAUCAAUAUCUUUAUAAAAAAUAAAUGAUGCAUGUCAACCUCUGCUAAAAAUUACCGUCUUUUACCCACAACAGGUUUUAACUCAUGUAUGUACAGUUAUGUAUCUGCAGUUUGAAUGUAUAAAUUUAUGUACAUAACAGGAUUUGUACUGAAUAUAUUUAAAUGUAACAUUUAACUUUUUCUCGUGUAUAGUUUUGUUUCACUCCUGUUUUAUUUAAUUCUAUACAUCUCAUUCUACUACACAUUUUAACUGUUUAAAAUCACCUUUGAAGUUGCCAUUUCUCGAUAUCAGUAAAGGUAAAGUAUGUUGA